Molecule: messenger RNA, 1883 nt
Organism: Aspergillus sclerotioniger CBS 115572
Lineage: Eukaryota; Fungi; Ascomycota; Eurotiomycetes; Eurotiales; Aspergillaceae
Product: putative Golgi matrix protein
Exons: 7
Coding region: 99-1694 (531 amino acids)
Biological process (GO): endoplasmic reticulum to Golgi vesicle-mediated transport; Golgi organization
Cellular component (GO): Golgi apparatus
Molecular function (GO): small GTPase binding
Source: RefSeq, a predicted model, not a curated record
CCCUACCUCAUAACGACACGCAAGCCCCUCCAGUGCAGUAACAGUCGCAGCAGCCCUAGAAUAAAACACCCUCCUCUGGGAAGUCGGAAGAAGGAAAAAUGCCCGAAGCCGCAAAACCAAAGAGCAAGAAGAAGAACAAGGGGGGCGCUAAGCUCAAGGAAGUAGAUGAGCGCCCAGAAGCCAAUACUGACACUGAAUUAAUCGACACCUCGGAGGCCAUGCAACAAACUGGUGAUAUGAACACGGAGGAGACCGGCAGAAGCCCGGAUAAUGAAGUUGUGAAGAAUGAAAUCAAAUCGACUGCUGACACAAUAACCGAGACCACCGGGAAUGGGGGAACAACCGGCAGUCAAAAUAGGACCGAGCAUGCGGACAAUGAAAAUGGGUCACCCGGCUCGGAAGUCCAUCAGUCGAAUGAACGACUUGAUGCCCUUGUUAGAGAUCGAGAUACUUUGCGCGUAGAGGUGACGGAUUUGCGGAAAUCGUUGGAGGAGAUACAAUCUAAACAUCGGGCAGACAUGGCGGCCCAGCAGGAGAAGCUGGACGAUGCCGAAAGCAAGAAGGAGCAUGCAGAAUCGCAGUUCCAGAAACUUCUGGAAAGAGUGAAUACAAUCAAGUCACAACUUGGCGAAAGGCUCCGGGAAGACGCUGAAGAAAUCGCACAGGCGAGAUCAAGGAUCGAGGAGCUGGAAGAACAGAACUCAAGCUUACAAGAUGGGCUGCGGUCGAAGGACAACGAGGUUGAGCAACUAUCGGAAACGAACGGCGAGUUGUCAAGGGAACUCUCGACCUUGCGAGACCGUACAAAUUUGUCACAGCAGAACUGGCUCAAGGAGAAAGAAGAACUGCUUGAACAAGAGAAAUACCUGCAAUCGGAGUUUGAGCAAGCUAAGGAAGCUAUGCAUAAUUGGGAAGUACUGGCAAUGGAGGAGCGGUCUAUCCGAGAAAACUUAGGAGAGAAGGUUGUGGAUCUCGAGGAACAACUUGUCACCGUCAAAGAUGCUUACGAGAAAACUGCUGCUGAACGUGAUUCCCAACUGGCCAUUGUGGAUGGACUCCAGCGUGCGCUACAAGAAAUACAAAUGGCACGUAAACAAGAACUUCGUGAGCUAGUAGAAAGCUCUGAUGCUCAGCUGGAGAAGCUCAAACAAGCGCUUCAUGGCGCAGAAAAGAAAGCCUCAGAGGCCGAUAAGGCUUUCCAGGAUGCCCAGAAUGAACUCAAACGAGUACGGCCGUUCGAAAAAGAAGUUAAAGAGAAGAAUCUCUUGAUUGGGAAGCUCCGGCAUGAAGCGGUAACGCUAAAUGACCACCUGACAAAGGCCCUGCGGUUCCUCAAGAGAGGCAAGCCAGAGGAUAAUGUUGACCGACAUAUCGUGACGAACCAUCUGUUGCACUUCCUUGCUCUCGACCGAUCAGACCCCAAAAAGUUCCAGAUCCUGCAACUUAUCGCAGCGCUUCUAGGCUGGACUGAUGAGCAACGGGAGCAGGCAGGUCUGGCGCGUCCAGGAGCAUCCAACAUCUCUGGCAAGCUGAGAGUUCCAAACACGCCCGUCCACCGUACGCCUAGCAGCCAGACCUUGGCCACGGAAUUCUUGGAUAACGGCAACACCAACAAAGAGACGCUAGCGGAGCUCUGGUCCAACUUCUUGGAGCAGGAGUCGCAGAGUGCCGAGAGUUUACCACUCAGGCCGUGAACCGAGCCUAGUAGAUCUGGUGGCUCAGACGUUAUCUAGGUCCCGGAAAUCCAGGGUAGACCUUUGGGGCGGCGCAAUUGUUUCUAUGUAUUGUACGAUAAGCAGGAUCUUAUCAGAAUCUGUACUCAUGUCAGCUUAUUAUUUUUAUCUAGAAGAGUAAUACUCAUUCUUGCGUCGGCACUAUCAUUC